AUUAAAGUCCAUGUCUUUUGUCUUCAGUUUCUUAUCAAGGAACAUUUGCAUAUGAACAUGGAAUCCCAUUUGUUUCACUCUUAACAAGUCUUUUUAUUUUUCUUUUUAACCUAAUUUGUUGUUUUUUUGUUGAUCAGACAGAAAUUUGAUACCUUGGGUCUUUUUUAUUUUUCUCUUAUAGCUCUGAACUGCUUUUUUUUUUAGUGAUAAAAUUCAAAAAUUGUGAUCACUGAGUAGCUUAUGACAUUGAAAACCCUAAUGCUGGAGAGACCCAGAUCGGUUUCUUUGUACAGCUAUCAAUUUAUGAGCCACCUCGAGUUGCAGUUCUUUCUAUAGUCAUCAUUUACUCUAUCUGUGGACUACUUUCCCUUGUUUUCCAGGCCUUUUACAUGCAAAUUCGUGCUCUACAUUGUCGAUCUCCGAGAGUAGGCAUCGAUGUCGAUCAUAUGCGGCCUCCCACUCCUUGAAUGUAUUUACUGCCUAGCUUGUGCUCGAUGGGCAUGGAACCGAUGCCUGCAUACCGCUGGCCACGAUAGUGUAACAUGUGGUCUUGCAACCGCCGAAGAAUUCGAACCUGUUCCUCGACUUUGCCGCUACAUUCUAGCUGUUUAUGAGGACAAUAUUCGACAUCCCCUUUGGGAACCCCCUGGAGGAUAUGGGAUCAACCCUGAUUGGUUAAUUCUCAGAAAAACUUACAAAGACACUAGAGGACGGGCUCCUUCUUACAUACUAUACCUCGAUCACGAGCAUUCCGAUAUAGUUCUUGCCAUUAGAGGUCUUAAUUUGGCAAAAGAAAGUGAUUACCAAGUGCUUUUGGAUAAUCAGUUGGGUAAAAGGAAAUUUGAUGGUGGCUAUGUUCAUAACGGACUCUUGAAGGCUGCCGGAUGGGUUUUAGAUGCAGAGUGUGAAGUUUUGAAGGAACUCGUCGAGGAGCACCCAAAUUAUACUUUGACAUUUGCAGGACAUUCUCUCGGGUCAGGUGUAGCAGCCAUGUUAGCUUUGGUGGUUGCCCAGCAUCAGGAUAAACUUGGAAACAUCGACAGGAGUAGGAUCAGGUGCUAUGCUAUCGCGCCUGCUAGGUGCAUGUCGCUGAAUUUAGCAGUCAGAUACGCAGAUGUCAUUAAUUCCGUUGUUCUUCAGGAUGAUUUCUUGCCACGAACAGCCACGCCGUUAGAAGACAUUUUCAAGUCACUUUUCUGUUUGCCAUGCCUACUAUGCCUGAGAUGUAUGAAGGAUACUUGUAUACCUGAGGAGAAGAUGCUUAAAGAUCCAAGGAGGCUAUAUGCACCCGGUCGCCUCUAUCACAUUGUCGAGCGAAAGCCUUUCAGAUGUGGAAGGUUUCCCCCAGUUGUGAAGACAGCAGUGCCCGUGGAUGGAAGGUUCGAGCACAUAGUUCUUUCGUGUAACGCCACAUCUGACCAUGCUAUAAUAUGGAUUGAAAGAGAAUCACAGAGAGCCAUGGAUUUAAUGCUAGAGAAAGAUAGGAUCAUGGAGAUACCAGCAAAACAAAGAAUGGAAAGGCAAGAGACAUUAACAAAAGAACACAAGCAAGAGUACAAAGCUGCACUUCAAAGGGCUGUUUCAUUAUCAGUGCCCCAUGCUUAUUCGCCACCGUCCGAAUACGGAACUUUCGACGAGUCCGAGGACGUAGAGAAGUACAACUCCUGUAAAUUGAGUAGCGAGUCAUCCGUUGGAUCGUCGGGGAAAAGCAAGAGCAAAGUAAGCUGGAACGAAUUGAUCGAACGACUUUUCGAUAGAGAUGAAUCUGGGCAUAUGGUGCUCAAGAAAUCACAUAGGGAUGAUUGGUGAAAUGUAAUUAUUUUUGGAAAAUAACAUGGACAGAAAAAGAAAUAUGAAAAAUAUUAGGAUAUUUGUGAUAAACAACAUCAUUCAUUGAUUAAAUUUAUACUAAAGUUCCGAUCUCAUUACGAUAA
This is a messenger RNA of Gossypium raimondii (Peruvian cotton), 1934 nucleotides long. RefSeq lists its product as uncharacterized. The transcript is spliced from 6 exons. Lineage: Eukaryota; Viridiplantae; Streptophyta; Magnoliopsida; Malvales; Malvaceae. The coding region runs from base 436 to 1809 and encodes 457 amino acids. The record is from RefSeq and is a predicted model, not a curated record. Gene Ontology annotation, biological process: lipid catabolic process.